Messenger RNA from Pseudoliparis swirei, 3783 nucleotides. It is a transcript of the gene ankrd13c, whose product is annotated as ankyrin repeat domain 13C. The coding region runs from base 202 to 1779 and encodes 525 amino acids. The transcript has 14 exons. NCBI's taxonomy places the organism in Eukaryota, Metazoa, Chordata, Actinopteri, Perciformes, Liparidae. The record is from RefSeq and is a predicted model, not a curated record. Gene Ontology annotation, cellular component: cytoplasm. Gene Ontology annotation, molecular function: protein binding.
CGUACUAGUUAACUGGAGUCGCUUAUGUUGUGCAGCGACCAACGGGAGUUUGAAGAAGAAGAAAAAACCGGAGGGCGGUGAAGUGUUUGUUUUCACAUUUCCACUGUGUUUACGUGAGGACUUCCAACUGGCGAAUCGCAUCAGUUCGCCCGGGGGUCAUCGUCAGCGACGACACUCUCUGCUCCCAUAACUGUUUAGAAAAUGACCGGAGAGAAGAUCCGCUCCCUGCGUAAGGACCACAGGCCGAGCAAGGACGAGGAUUUACUGGAGCCAGAGGAAGAGGCUGCAACAGGGACGUUCACCGCCUCCAAGACGAACAACAAGAGCAGGGCGAGUAAAAUCUUCAGCAAUCACAAGUUGAUCAAGUCUUCAUCCACUCAGCAGCAGCAGCAGAACCAACAGUCGCAGAUCAAUGCGAACACCAACACAUUGUCAACAUCGGAUGUUAUCGAUGAUGACAACAAAAACCCCAUUAUCCCAACCGGGCAGGACUUCCCGGUGCAUGAAUGUGUGUUCAAGGGAGACGUCCGACGCCUGUCCUCACUCAUACGGACGCAGAAUAUCGCCCAGAAAGAUAUCCACGGAAACUCACCCUUGCAUCUCGCCGUUAUGAUGGGGCACAAAGAGUGUGCCCACCUGCUGCUGGCCCACAAUGCCCUAGUGAAGGUGAAGAACGCUCAGGGAUGGAGCCCCCUUGCUGAGGCCAUCAGCUACGGAGAUCGACAAAUGAUCACAGCGCUGUUGAGGAAGCUGAAGCAACAAUCCAGGGAGACUGUGGAGGACAAGAGACCCAAGCUGCUGACAGCCCUCAAAGAACUCGGAGACUUUUACUUGGAGCUUCACUGGGACUUCCAAAGCUGGGUGCCUUUGCUCUCCAGAAUCCUACCUUCAGAUGCAUGUAAGAUCUACAAGCAGGGCCUCAACAUCAGAUUGGACACGACCCUGAUAGACUUCACAGACAUGAAGUGUCAACGCGGGGACCUCAGUUUCAUCUUCAAUGGCAAUGCCAUCCCCGCCGAGUCCUUUGUUGUGCUGGACAACGAACAGAAAGUCUACCAGCGGAUACACCAUGAGGAGUCCGAGAUGGAGACAGAGGAGGAAGUGGACAUACUGAUGAGCAGCGAUGUUUACUCUGCAACUCUCUCCACCAAGUCCAUCACCUUCUCCAGGGCGCAGACCGGCUGGCUGUUCAGAGAGGACAAGACGGAGCGCGUGGGAAACUUUCUGGCCGACUUUUACUCUGUGAACGGCCUGGUGCUCGAAUCCAGGAAGCGACGGGAACAUCUGAGCGAGGAGGACAUCUUGAGGAACAAAGCCAUCAUGGAGAGCCUGAGCAAAGGAGGGAAUCUCAUCGAGCAGAACUUUGAGCCAGCGAGGAGGCAAUCUCUAACUGCCCCUUCUCUCAACACUGUUUCCUGGGAAGAAUACAUCACUGCUGACAUUGGAAAAGCUCCUCAUCUGGGAAGAGAGCUGGUCUGCAAAGAGAGCAAGAAAAACUUCAAAGCAACGGUAGCCAUGAGCCAAGACUUCCCACUGGGCAUCGAAUCGUUACUGAAUGUUCUGGAGGUCAUUGCCCCCUUCAAGCACUUUAAUAAACUCAGGGAGUUUGUUCAGAUGAAGCUCCCUCCUGGCUUUCCUGUCAAACUGGACAUCCCUGUCUUUCCUACGAUCACAGCCACCGUGACGUUUCAGGAGUUUCGCUAUGAUGAGUUUGACCAGUCCAUUUUUACCAUUCCCAACAACUAUAAAGAAGACCCCAGCCGCUUCCCCGACCUUUAACCUCUUCAGCUGGAACAGGAAUGUGCAACAAGGGAACAUUAUGCUACAAAAAAACUACUUUCCCAAUGACAGACAGGGAAAAUAAAUAGCGGUAAUUGUUCCAUCAGUUGAUGGAUUUGUAUUGCCCACCACAUCAACCCUGAACACAAGCAGCAACACGGCAGCCAGAGAGACAAACAGGACUAAAAUGGCGUCAUCCGAACUGAUGGAGGCCCACUGAGGCAGCGAGGUCGAAAUCUCCCGAUAGGAACGAGGUGUUUUGAAGCUCAAUGUUGCAGGUUUCUACUCUCUCCUUCAGAUUUAGUUUAAUCCGGCAGCCGAGGCAGGAAAUGCAACGAAUGUGGAGGUGAGAGGGCGUUGAAGUUGAAGUUAGUGACAUCCGGGACAUAAGCAGAAGAAAGACAAUCGGUUGAUGCUAUGUUUUUCAGUAUGUAAGUAAUGUUUAUAAAGGGAAUGUGUUUAACUGACCUGUAGUAAAGCACUGUGUGAGAUGUGGGGGAGGAAUUCCACCAAAAAUGACUUUCUAGGUCCUUUUUCCUUCUGAAGAAAACUUAAAAAAGGUGGGAUAUUAGAUCUGAAGUCAAUGUGACAUAAACCUGUAUAUAAUCUAAUGCCCACCUGUUAGACAGGUGUGGAAGAGAAUACAAUCACUACUUUUUGUACACUCAAUUCCCAAAGAUGUAAUGCCACUUGAAAUUCACAACACUGAAAAUGAGUUUUUGAAUAUGUUAAGUGAAGUAGUGUCUUUUGGAGGCAAAAGCCCUGAAAAUCACUUUUUGCAGAAUUCCUUAAAUUGUGUGUGUGUGUGUGACAUUGAUUGUAAAGGGCAUGGAGUUGCAUCACUGACCUUUUGGGCACUAAUAAGAUCCAUAACAGCCACUCUACAUUCAGUUGAGUUUAUCAACACUCAUUUUGUAAUACACCUUUAAUCCUGCAUUUUAAAUAUUAAAGUUUAAUUUGACGGUAGUUUAGUUUUUUUAAUGGUACCACAAAGUCUUCUCAUGUUUUAUGGCGUGACAGCGCUUGCAAGUAAUAAUGUCCACGCCUUUUGUUUCUUACGACACCUUUAAACUUUACAAUCAUGCUGAAAUAAGUUAACUUUGGGUUGUAUAGUGGGUACAUGUUAGGGAAUGAAUGAGUGACUUCAACAUUCAUGCCAUUUCUACAUCAUAACAAAAACCAGGCUUUUCAUAACGCAUGUAAAUAUACGUUUUAUGAACUUUUUGUCUUUUAUGUUCUCUUUUAUUCUUCUUUGUGUUUGUGAUUUGAAGACGUCCUUUUUUAAGAAUAUGAAGCGCCACAAGUUAAUCGAAAGUUUGUGCAUUUUUUCACGUGGUGGCAGUUGCUAUUUUUGUAAAUACUUGACAUGUUUUCAAGAAAAAAUAAUCUCUUAAUUCUUUGUCAUUAUCUUCCUUCCGGUUAUGUCUGAUAAACAUCAUGAACCUCCUCCAGUUGUGAUGAACAAACAAUCAGCGUCACAGGGGGAAAAGCACAAAGCAUCCAAAGUCCAGGUGUUGGAUGGAAGUUAUUUGUUUAUAGCUGCUGCUAUGGUUGAUUAAUUAUGUCGAUACCUACAGGUGUUGUGCUCAUGUUUCUUUGUUUGUUUGUUAACUUGCCUGCUCCUGGAGUUUUCAAAUGAAGGUGUACACAGAUGUGGUAGCUCUGUGUUGUCAGAACAAUUGGCUUUGUUUAUUUUCUUUUUACUUUGACUGGCCUUAUUCAGUAUAAUCAAACAUAGUACAUUUCAUUUUAUACACGUCACAUUCCUCCAUAUGGGCAAGAGCCGCGAACACAACUGGAAGUGAGCCUCCUGACUGACAUAUGACAUCACUAUACGUUUUAGUUCACACUCCUUCCGGUUUUCAGCUGCUUGAGGUUUCCAUGUUUAGGUAGUAAAUGUAUCAUUCAUCUACAACAUGGUCAUUGUACAGCAAAGACUGUUGUAUAAGUCUGCAAAACUAUUUUCAUAAAUUUUACUAACAUUAAAAUUCCACAUAUCUGAAA